UAAGUACAGAUUUUAUUAUAAAAUGACAUUCACUCUGCCCGACAACGGCUGUGGAUAGGCAACCCGCCACACAGCGCGGGAGCAAGUCUACAAGAAAAGCGGCGUUUUUCACAUUACAGACAUGGUUUUUCACACUGAAUUCAAUCAAAAUUGACUGCUAACCAUACCACAAAUGUUCUGUAUAAUUUACAAGCUAUUCAAAUAAAUAGGAAAGUUUUCACUGCAUAUUCUGUGUCCUGCAUUCAAUAUCUUGCUUAUUUUGUGGACACAACAUGCACACUGAGCCCAGUUAAACUGGUGAAAAUGACUUUUUCAACUUUUCUUCAAUUUUAAUUGGAUAAACAUUAUUCUAUUACACUCAGAAGUCGACUGGAUGUUCAAUAGUAUACAUUCAGUUACAAUUACAUGCAUAUUUGUAUGAUUUUCCAACAGAAAAGUGUCUUACUUGUGUACUGUACUAGUGUGUUUGGCUGUGUAUUACCUGUGGUCAGCUUUUCGGCUAUUAUCUAGUUCCAGACCAAUAAAAGUGUACAAUAUUAUUGCAUGUGUGGAUGCGUACUGACAUGCUCUAACAGACUCAAUAGUAUUUUUGUGAAUUUCUUUGCACACAAUUGAUGGAUAGUCGAUCAAGUGUUGCAGUGUACCGAGUUCGGCCGGGUAUGGGAGUGUUUGAACGACUUUUUCAAUAGAAAAUCACUAAUAAUUACCAUAUAAACCUAUUCAGUUGUCUAGAGAAUAGUGUGAGCAAUCCAACAAUACGAUUUGCAGCUUUGUAGCACGAGCGAUUGCAAAGUUAUAAGCAAAAGAGUGCCGGCCAACAAGCACGAAUUUCUGCUGAACUAUCACAAUUUUGGCUUGCCACCGCUGCAGCUUCCAUAUCGGUCCGUACAAGUCUAUAUAGGUCGGUUGUUUUCAAUGAAUCUCGAAGCUAUUGAAAGCAAGUUAGCAUCAGCAGCAGCGAUACCACUACUGUCUACUCUACUACUCAACAACAAGAUGUCAGCCGAGACAGCAACCAGUCCAGCGGCAACGGUCCCAGCCGCGUCCACACCGGCCAAGGCGAAGAAGGCGGCCGCAUCGAAAGCAGCAGCCAGCUCCAAGAAGCCGCGUGCCAAGCCAGCACACCCGCCAACCGGCGAAAUGGUGAACGCUGCUAUUGCCGGACUCAAGGAGCGUGGUGGCUCGUCACUGCAGGCGAUCAAGAAGUACAUUGCUGCCAACUACAAGGCCGACGCAGAGAAGCUGGCGCCGUUCAUCAAGAAGUACCUGAAGACAGCCGUCGCAUCGGGAGCUCUCACCCAGCCGAAAGGCAAGGGUGCCGCCGGCUCGUUCAAGAUCUCGGUGAAGGAAGCAGCCAAGGGUGCUGCCCCGAAGCCGGCUAGUGCCAAGCCGAAGUCAGCUCAGCCAAAGAAGAAGAAGCCCACUGCUGCCGGAGCAAAGCCGAAGAAGGCCGUUGCCUCGGCUACAAAGAGCAAGGCAACGUCUGCUGCCGCCGGUGAGAAGAAGAAGGCCGCAGCUAGCAAGCCAGCCGCCGCGAAGAAGAGCAGUGCUGCUGCUUCGGCAGCCAAGUCCAAGUCUCCUAAGGCGAAAAAGGUCACCAAGCCGCCUACCAAGAAGCCCAAGUCGCCGAAGCCGAAGAAGGCAGCCGUCGCCAAGAAACCAAAGAAGGCUACUGUCACUAAGAAGAAGUAAAUUCUUCUACGGACCUACCACACACCAGCCAGCCGAGGGGCCUGCCGCUGUCGUCGCAAGCACUUCACAUAAAAACGGCUCUUUUCAGGGCCUCCA
Nilaparvata lugens (brown planthopper) is the source of this 1788-nucleotide messenger RNA. Its product is annotated as late histone H1-like. Gene Ontology annotation, molecular function: nucleosomal DNA binding; double-stranded DNA binding; structural constituent of chromatin. NCBI's taxonomy places the organism in Eukaryota, Metazoa, Arthropoda, Insecta, Hemiptera, Delphacidae. The transcript has a single exon. The record is from RefSeq and is a predicted model, not a curated record. Bases 916 to 1692 code for a protein of 258 amino acids. Gene Ontology annotation, biological process: negative regulation of DNA recombination; nucleosome assembly; chromosome condensation. Gene Ontology annotation, cellular component: nucleosome; nucleus.